Acomys russatus (golden spiny mouse) is the source of this 668-nucleotide messenger RNA. RefSeq names its product D-aminoacyl-tRNA deacylase 1 (gene Dtd1). Gene Ontology annotation, biological process: tRNA metabolic process. Gene Ontology annotation, cellular component: cytoplasm. The transcript has 4 exons. The coding region runs from base 114 to 668 and encodes 184 amino acids. Lineage: Eukaryota; Metazoa; Chordata; Mammalia; Rodentia; Muridae. Gene Ontology annotation, molecular function: D-tyrosyl-tRNA(Tyr) deacylase activity. The record is from RefSeq and is a predicted model, not a curated record.
GGUCCUCCCGGAGCUCUUCCGGGUGUUGCCGGCAGAGGGCGACGGCGGAGGAGCCACGGGCGGACUCGCACAGUCUGACUGCACGGCUUGUCCCAGUCGCCACAGCCGCCGCCAUGAAGGCCGUGGUGCAGCGCGUCACCCGGGCUAGCGUCACAGUCGGAGGAGAGCAGAUCAGUGCCAUUGGUCGGGGCAUCUGUGUGCUGCUGGGCAUCUCCGUGGAAGAUUCCCAGAAGGAACUGGAACACAUGGUGAGAAAGAUUUUAAAUCUGCGUGUGUUUGAGGACGAGAGCGGGAAGCACUGGUCCAAGAGCGUGAUGGAUAAGCAGUACGAGGUGCUGUGUGUCAGCCAGUUCACCCUCCAGUGCGUCCUCAAGGGAAACAAGCCCGACUUCCACCUGGCGAUGCCCACAGAGCAGGCUGAGAGCUUCUACAACAGCUUCUUGGAGCAGCUUCGCAAGAACUACAGGCCGGAGCUCAUCAGAGACGGCAAGUUUGGUGCCUGUAUGCAGGUGCACAUUCAGAACGACGGGCCGGUGACCAUCGAGCUGGAGUCCCCUGUUCCUGGCGCUGCUAGCUCUGAUGCAAAGCAGGUAAGCCCGAAGUGUGGAGCCCGCACCGUCUCGUGGGUGCGCGUAAUGUGCCAGUCUCUGGAGCAGUCCUCAUCUUGA